UAGACUCCCGGGAAUAUUCAGGGGAACUCCCGGCGCUAAGGGUCUCCAGGAGCUCCGCCCUGCCCAACGAAGCCGGCCACGAUUGGUCCCCGAAGACCCCGCCCAUCUCCUGGGCGGGGCGGGCGGGGGCAGGGGCUGGGGAGUUACUAGAGACAUCCCCGCGCCCCUACUCCGCUGCCUGCUAUUCACCUCGCCAUGGUUCUCCUGCCUCUGCGCUGUCUCUUCUGGGGCUCCUUGUUGACCACCGUCUACCCAGAACCACGCACUGCAUGCAGAGAAAAGCAAUACCUAGUAGACAGUCAGUGCUGUAAUAUGUGCCCACCAGGAGAGAAACUGGUGAAUGACUGCCUACAUACCAUUGACACGGAAUGCACUCGUUGCCAAACAGGCGAAUUCCUAGACACUUGGAACGCAGAGAGACACUGUCACCAGCACAAAUACUGCGACCCCAACCUAGGGCUCCAUGUCGAGAAGGAGGGCACGUCAGAAACAGACACCACUUGCACAUGCGAUGAAGGUCUGCAUUGUACCAACGCUGCCUGUGAGAGCUGCACCAUGCACAGCCUGUGCCCCCCUGGCCUGGGAGUCAAACAGAUCGCUACAGGGAUUUCUGAUACCAUCUGCGAUCCCUGCCCCAUCGGCUUCUUCUCCAAUGUGUCUUCUGCUUUGGAAAAGUGUCACCCUUGGACAAGCUGUGAAACCAAAGGCCUGGUGAAGGUUCAGGCGGGAACUAACAAGACUGAUGUUAUCUGUGGUCCCCAGCCUCGGUUAAGAGCCCUAGUGGUGAUCCCCAUCAUUAUGGGGAUCCUGCUUGUUGUCCUGUUGGUGUCUGCCUGCAUCCGAAAGGUGGUCAAGAAGCCAGAGAAUAAGGUUAUGUAUCAGGACCCUGUGGAGGACUUGGAGGAAUUUCCUAUGCCCCCGCACUCCAUUGCUCCGGUGCAAGAGACCUUACAUGGGUGCCAGCCGGUCACCCAGGAGGACGGCAAAGAGAGCCGCAUCUCCGUGCAGGAGAGAGUGUGAGGCAGCGUGUGCCCAGGAGUGUGACAGCGUGGGAGAGUGGGCGCGUGGCCGGAGAGCCUGGAGCUGCUGGAGGGGCAUGAAGGGGCGGUGCUCCCCUGCCUGCACCCCUGUGCUGCAGAAACAGAGAACCUUCCACCCCACCCCUGGAGCCCAUUCCACCUCCCAACUUGCUUUUAAAGAUGGAGAUGAAACUUUUGGGGGGCCAGAUAGUAAUAUCCACCAACCCAGCAUUUCAGGGCCCUGAGGUGUAUAUCACGGUGGUUUCUACGAGCCCAGGAAGACCCACGAAGAGCCAUUGUGGCAUUGUUUGUGACAGUGGACAACUGGAGGCCACUUAGCUGUUCAGCAGCAGGGGACUGGCUAAAUAAAAUUUGUAAUAUAUUUAUA
Canis lupus familiaris (dog) is the source of this 1407-nucleotide messenger RNA. RefSeq names its product CD40 molecule (gene CD40). Gene Ontology annotation, molecular function: signaling receptor activity; protein binding; antigen binding. The record is from RefSeq and is marked provisional. Gene Ontology annotation, cellular component: external side of plasma membrane; CD40 receptor complex. Gene Ontology annotation, biological process: positive regulation of transcription by RNA polymerase II; positive regulation of endothelial cell apoptotic process; positive regulation of blood vessel endothelial cell migration. Lineage: Eukaryota; Metazoa; Chordata; Mammalia; Carnivora; Canidae.